Messenger RNA from Monodelphis domestica (gray short-tailed opossum), 5940 nucleotides. NCBI's taxonomy places the organism in Eukaryota, Metazoa, Chordata, Mammalia, Didelphimorphia, Didelphidae. The record is from RefSeq and is a predicted model, not a curated record.
CAAGGGAGGUUGGGGGCUUGAGAAAAAGGAGGUGCCCUUGAGGCUCCAGGGCUGGGCCAGUUUCUGUAUCCCCCUCCCUAUCUGUAACUCUUUUGCCUCUUGGAUUCUUUCUAACCACCCCUUUGCCAGUCUCCCAAAUCUGUCUCUGACCUCUGCUCUGUCUCUUCCCAUGGAGCGGAAGGUUGUCCUCAUCACAGGCUGUUCCUCUGGAAUUGGUCUGCAUCUGGCCUGGCGCUUGGCAGCUGAUCCUUCAGGCAGUUUCAAAGUGUAUGCCACUCUACGGGACCUCAGGGCUCAGGGCCCUCUCUGGGAGGGUGCACGGGUUCGAGGCUGCCCUCCAGGGUCCUUGGAGACACUACAGCUUGAUGUGACCGAUCCCAGCUCGGUGGCUUCUGCCCGAGACCACGUGUCGGAGGGUCGGGUGGAUGUCUUGGUGUGCAAUGCUGGCCGUGGCCUGCUCGGGCCACUGGAAGCCCACGAAAUGGAGGCUGUGGGUUCCGUGUUAGAUGUGAACGUGGUGGGAACAGUGCGUAUGCUCCAGGCUUUCCUUCCAGAUAUGAAGCGGCGUGGUACAGGCCGAGUGCUUGUCACUGGGAGUGUUGGCGGGCUGAUGGGCUUGCCCUUUAAUGCAGUUUACUGUGCUAGCAAGUUUGCACUGGAGGGUCUAUGUGAGAGUCUGGCUGUGCUGUUGCUGCCCUUCGGGGUCCACAUCAGUCUCAUAGAGUGCGGCCCUGUUCGCACCGCUUUCCAGGAGAAACUGGAGGGGGGACCUGGUGGAGUUUUGGGAAGUGCUGACCUGGACACUCGGGCUCUCUUCUCCCGCUAUCAGCGCCACUGUGAGCGGGUCUUCCGAGAGGUGGCCCAGGACCCAGAGGAUGUGGUGGAGGUAUUUGUCCAAGCCCUCUGUGCCCCUCGCCCUGUCCUGCGUUAUUUCAGCACUGAGCACUUCCUGCCCCUGGCAGGGCUCCGAUUCUCUGAUCCUGGUGGCUCUCAAUAUGUAGAAGCCAUGCACCAUGCUGUCUUCACGGAGCUGGAGGAAGGGGAGGCCCAAAGUGGGUCUUUUCACCCUGAGGCAUCCCCUCAAUAAAAUACACCCUCCCCACGUCACUAACCAGUCUUGUGGCUCUUCACUCAUUUGUGCUCUAAAGGCUAUAGGCAGCAAAGAUGGGGGCUUCUAGGAAAGGGCUAUUUGCCCUCCUUGUUGGCCUGAUGUACAGGGUAAAACCCCUCCCCUCGCCCAACAACAAACCUUAGUCUGGGUAACAGGAGAGAUCAGGUCCCACCUACUACAGACUUUGUUAGUGAAUGACUCAGGCCUUAUUUCCAUUCCCAGCUUUUCCUUUGGUAUUUAAUUCAACAAGCAUUUUCCAAGUAUCUAUUGUGUAUAGAAAUCUUGGUGCAAAAAGGAGGCAGCUGACCAGUGUCAAAUACCCAGCACAUUUCUAGCAACACUCUAGUUUGGCCAGAACCCAAUGAAAAUAUAACGGAAAUAUUUCAUUAAAAAAAUAACACAAUAGAAGGCAGCUGGGUAGCUCAGUGGAUGGAGAGCCAGACCUAGCGACAGGAAGUCCCACAUUCAAAUCUGGCCUCAGACACUUCCCAGCUAUGUGACCCUGGGCAAGUUACAACCCCCAUUGCCUAACCUACAUAGUAUUUAUUUUAAGGUGGAAGGUGAGGAUUAAAAAAAAAAAAGAAAUAACACAAUAGAGCAUAAGUAACAGCUUUCCAGAGUCAACAUGCAGCCACAGGAAUGGCCUCAUUUCUUUUUGAAUUUGACCGCACUGAUAUGGAUGAUUCCUUCCAGCACUAACAGUACUCAGUUUGAAGUUACUUAAGAACUUCAGUUUUGAUUACUGCACCUUUGUGAGCCUCCGUUUUCUCAUCUGAAAAAUAGAGCAGAGACAUCAACCUGCCUACCUCACUGGUUGUUGUGGGGAACUGAUUGAGAGAAUUGUUGAGAAAGAGAUUUUUAAAAUGCAGAGACCCUGAGAUGUGAGCAAUCAUCACCAGGAAACAAGUGGAGAUCAGCACUGGGUAGAAUCAAUCCACUGUUCCCAUUUGCCAUCUUCAGUGCUCCUUACCACAGCUUUCUCAGAACUUCCCAGAAAAGCUGUUGGGGCAAGUGAAAGUGGGGAGCUAUGUGGAAGCCCAAAAAGACAUCUAAACAGCUGGCUGCCUACCUAGUCUGUGGACCAAAGUCAAAGGUUCUUUCCUUCAACUCAUGCCCCUCCAUUCAAGGUAUAUGGCUGGAUGCUGGAGGAGUAUUGAUAUAUGGUGAAGGAUUUUGACCCCCUGGAACAUCUGUGAGGGCAGCUAGGAAGGAUAAGUAUCCACUGCCAUUUAAGGAACAAAAGAGAAAUGAUGGGAUCCUUGGGAAAGGCUCAUUAAAAUGCAAUAGAGGUCUGGGACCCUUGGGAGGGGAUAAGGUAUAAAACUAUUAACACUAGUGACAAGGAGAGAGACACAUGUACAAGGAAUAGAUUUAAGGAGGCAAGAAGGAAAGGAGAAACAGGAAUGGAGAAAGGAGUGAAAGAACAGGAAAGGCAGAAGGAAGGCUUGAGGAUAGGAGAGAACAGUUUGGGCCUUGUGGUACUGAUCCUGGCUCUUCACAGGAUUCUGCUAUUGCUUGCCUUCUUCAAACCCCUUUCUUCUUCACAUUGCCCUGAGGCCUGCUUAGUUCUAAAUUUGUGCCAAUAAAUCAGUCCAGGGCUAUAAAACCAUAUGGAAGGGUACAAAUUAGACUUUAUCCCAGGAGCCUGGGAUGAUGGGUUGUUUGUGCAGAUUAAAAGGACUUUCAGACCCUUAGAGAGGGGCAUCCUGUAUCCCAGUAGGCAAUCAACAUUUCUAAAUCACCUGGGAGGCACUGCAGACAAAAAUAGAAAAUAGUCCCAGACUUCAAAAAGCUUACCUUCUAAGGGGGAGAUAUACACAUAUAGAAUAUGUAAUAUGUGUGUAUAAAUACCCCCAACCAAUGUAUCUACUUUGGGGCUCUUCCCCAAAGGGAAGCUACUAUCUACAAGGUUAUAUGGUACCUUGGGGGUUUAGGAUUUUAACACCAUAAUUCAUAAGCCUCAACUAUUGUAUUUCUCUUUGACAGAAAGCCAGUAAACAUAAUUAGUUCAAAGCAAAGACAUUAAGGUGGCAUGAUAAGAAUAUGAUAAGAACCUACAAAAUAAGCCCCACUAAUCCUGAAACACAUUAUCCCACAAUACAUACAUCAGCUCUGGGAAGAAUGGACUUAAAUUUAAGAGGCAAAACUCAGAAUUUAUGAUGAAGUGCUACAGUGUUUAUUAUUAUUAUUAUAGAAGACUCAGGUACUUUACCUCUGAAUAGCAGGGUGUCUUAUGGGAGGGGAUUGCUUAAAUGGGUACAUGGAUCUGUUCCUCUCUGCAUACAAAAUUCUAAGCCUAUAACUGGCUCUUUUUGGGGGAAGGGGGAGAGUUGUUAACCAAAUAUUUAUUUCCUCAAUCCCUUAGGCCUGCCUUUCUGGUACUUUUAAACAAUUUUUUUUCUUACCCACUUGUAAAUGACAGUCUUGUUCUGUGUGGCCUUAAAAUUUCUUUUUGACAUUCAGGUUCUCCGUUUUGAAUUGCAUUUUCAUAGGAAGACAAACAGAAGAUCCACAAAAGUUUCUAUCAACUGUAGAAUAGAAAUGAUAGCUACAGGCCCUAUUUAUACUUCAUAUAUAUAUUUGCUGCCACUGCUUUGGCUCUGGAAGGUUUCCUCCUAUGCAAAAUUGUAUAAUAAUUAUUACUUAGUGUUAAAGCACUGAAGGCAAUUUGAUAAAAGUGAACUUGCCUUUAAGGGCUUUGGAAAUUUAAAGAAUUUGGAUGUUAAUCUCUUUAAUCUCUCUAGUGAUAUGUUCCAUAGAACCUUGUAUCCACAGUAGAGCUGUAGCCACAUAGCUAUUUAUUUGAAUUUGUUAUUAUAAAGAAAACCGUUAGUACAAUUCUUGCUAAAAAAUUUUUAAGCUAGUAAGUAAAAUUGUUUAGAAUAUGAGCUUUUGUCAUAAACUCUUACUCUUUAGCAUUCACAUCUAUACAAGCUCAAUCUUGCACUCCUCCAUUAACCUUUUGCUUAGGAAGAAUAAUUUCCAAGUAAGUAGGAAAGAAUGCUAAUUUUUCUUUGUUGUAUUCCAGACCUUCCUGAGAAAGAACGGUGGGUUUUAAAAAAAAUGUUUCUUUUUUUCAUAAUUACCUAAAAUUUUUUUUUAACUUUCAUUAAAAUUUUUUUGAACCAAAUUCUUCCCUUCCUUCCCCUUUUCCCCCUCAAGAGAUGGCAAGCAAUCUAAUAUUUUACAUGUGCAAUAAUAGAAAACAUUUUUCUAUAUUAGUCAUUUUGUGGAAGAGAACUAAAAAAAAAAUUAAGAAAGUGAAAUAUAGCAUGUCUCAAUCUUAUAAUUAGCUCCUUUCUUUGCUGUCAAAGAUCUUACUCCCUGAAAGUACUUCCUCCUUCAAGUGAUUGCCUCACUUUAUCUAUAACUCUCUGGGGAGUAUCUCUGCUCUCAAGGAUACCUGAAAUUCUUUCUGAGACUCUUCCAACUAUGGAAUGGCUACACAUCUCCAGGUUGAGUAUCAAUACACCAAUUCAAGUAAAGUGCUUAACAUUCCUGGAAUAGCUAUUUAAAGACUCUAAGGCUUUAUUUAAUUUAAAAAGGUGUUAUGGUUAAUUUUCAGCUUAACAAAAGGUUACCCCUUUGAUUUCAGUCAGAAAAAGGUUUUCAAUUUUCCCAAAGGGAUUAACAGGGCAGUUGUUGUUUAUCUGAUUUCAAAGACUACCAAUGCCAUCACAGAGCAAAGCCUUGACUUGUGCAUGAAUUGGUUUUAAGUGAAGCAGUUUCACAAAGGUGUCAGCCUCACUUUCUCUUCCAGAGCCCAUCCAAGUCCAGUGGCAAGACAACAGUCAGCACAACUAGUGAUGCUCUAGGAUAUAGUGGAUGGCAGUGGCAUCUUCAAUGUUUGACAAAGCUCUAAAGAGUCAACAGCACCUGGUUCAGCUGCUUUCAUAGAAUAACUUGUUUUCAUCUGCCCAUUCCACCUAGGGACAUCUUCACAUGCUUAGGGUAGGCCCUCCCCUCCACCUCAACUCACCACAGGUUUGUGACCCAUAAGUUACCCUCAACCUGGUUUAGCCCAUCUGCCAAGAUAGUUUACAGGGUGUGGCUGCCCUGCAAGGUACAGAUUUUUAAGAGACACAGUUGAGAGUUGAGUGGACACCAGAGGUGUUUAAGCAGCCCGGAAAAGAGCUUGCAAGCCCUCACAUCAAAAGUGCUAGUCUUCCUUGGAUACCAUACAAGAAUCAGUGUGAUUAAGUGGAAAAAACACAGGCCUUGGAGUCAAAAGACCAAGGUUCAAAUCUAACACUCUAGGACGGGGUGGGGUGGGGGGGCAAAUUCCUAACUUCUUUUUGCCUCAGUUUCUUCAACAUAAUAGUAACAUCUGUCAGUUUAGGAGGGAACAAAAUAUCCCCCUUUUUAAAAUAGGUGUGUGUAUUGGACUAGCUGGCUUCAGAGGUCCCACCUAGCUUCAGAACUACGAUUUUAUGGGUCCAUUACCUCUGUCUAGGAUUCUUUUGCCUUGGGUGUAAACCGAGGGAGUCCAAGAUUUCCAGCCCUCACUAGACUUCUGACUCCACCCCCAUGACGCCUUCACUUCCCACGUGACCAUCCCGCCCGCUCUCACAUCACAUCUCGCGAUAUUCUUACUCUUUGGGGUAGCCAGGAUUUCCCCGAAUCCGGAAUCACGAGCUGCCCGAUCCGGGACAGGAGCACUUCCGGGUGGACCCCGGGGAGCAGCGGCAUCAGGAGGAGUGGCCCGAGUCGGGGGCUCCGCUUCAUCGGAGCAUCCUGCGCAUGGGCAACAGCACCCACUAGAAAUCAUUCGCUGCUUACCGCCCAAAAGCGGCUCGUGGUUGGAGUAGCAGACAAAGACUUGUUGGAAA